AUGGAAGCCACAAAUGCAAUCGUAUUGAGAAAUUGUUUUAACGAAGUCAUCAAAAAUUACCUGAAUGACUUUAUUUCAAAAGAAAUUAGACCAGACAUUGCCAAGUUAGAAAGAUAUUUGAUUGAUAACAACUGUGAACUACCAAACUGUGAAGUGAAAAAGCUUUCGAAUAUGUUAGCUAUAGGCCAAUCCAAUUUAGUAGAUAUCAUAAUCCGAACAAUGUCACAUUUCAACUCAUUACCAGUUGAUCGUCAGUACUCUUUAAUGAAGAUGUUACAAGAUUUUUAUUUUUCUAGUGUUUUAGCGGAAGAAUCAUUAGAUCACUAUAUAGACGUGACGAUGUCGGCUGAUGGCUUUAAUUUCAAUGGAAAAUUUUUUUACAGGGAUACGUUCCGUCACGAGAAAAUAAAGAAUAUGAAAUAUUUUCUGCCGUACAUAGAAGACAAGUUUAUAAACGAGGAGUGUUGCAUAUGCAGCAAAGAGUUUGUGCAGAGUUCCUUCAUCUACGAAAUGGUUUGCAGACACGCAUUCCAUUUCAAAUGUUUGGACAUGUGGCUCGAAAACAAUGGCAGUUGUCCAUAUUGCCGCAAAGAUAUUGUCUCCAAAAAGGCGAAAGAUUCAAACUACUUCAUUGAGGAUAAAGAAGAUGGCAGUAAACUCGUCCUCAUUUACAUCCUGACUAAACCUUAUCAGUAUGAACUUAAUGAUAAUAUAUAA
This is a messenger RNA of Helobdella robusta, 717 nucleotides long. RefSeq lists its product as hypothetical. The transcript has a single exon. NCBI's taxonomy places the organism in Eukaryota, Metazoa, Annelida, Clitellata, Rhynchobdellida, Glossiphoniidae. Bases 1 to 717 code for a protein of 238 amino acids. The record is from RefSeq and is a predicted model, not a curated record.